This is a messenger RNA of Klebsormidium nitens, 2597 nucleotides long. Lineage: Eukaryota; Viridiplantae; Streptophyta; Klebsormidiophyceae; Klebsormidiales; Klebsormidiaceae. The record is from the annotation of a GenBank genome assembly.
CCGGCGAGGUGGCAGUCUGCGAACAGGUUUGUCGACGCCUUCGUAACGGGCCAAGGGAGGAAGACACGCCUUUUGUUAGCGGGCACUGCUGCUUGGCCCUCUGAGCACAAGCUUCCGAAAUGCAGUUCAUUGAGCUUGACUGCGAAGCGAAGAUUGUUCGUAGUUUUCUCACCCAAACGGGUCAACUUUACGGAACGCUUGAGCUAGCUAGCCUUGUUGGAAAGUGUGAGUUGCCAAACAUUCUAAGCUUGGAAGGAGGGGGCCCGAUUGCAGGGAAUUACAGUAUCUUCCUAAACGCGAAGUUUAACUUGUGCUACCACGAGUUGGAAUCAUGGCUGCCAGCUAUGUUGCCGUGCGCUCUGCAGCUUUGGCUGCCCCGAAGUGCAUUGUGUUGAGGAGAGACUGCGCUACGUGCGCGCAGCCUCAGAGUGCAUUUCUGGGUGCUGGGCUUCCCAUGAAGAAUGGGCCAUCAAAGGCAGCAGCGCGGCCAAUGAAGGGUGUGGUGCGUGCUGACGUCGCCAGCACAAUGCCGAAGGAGAGAGUGUCUGAUGCGGCGGAGCGUCUGGCCGGUGGUCCCGCCAAGAACGAUAAGGACCAUGAGAAGUUCCUCCAUAUUGCUCAAGAGGCCAAUGCGAAAGUACCUGGGCUGACCGAGACUGUGUGGGGUCAGAAGGUGCAAGGGCCAAAGUACCCAGCUCUGGACAAGGAUUUGAAGGUCGACGUUGUUGUCAUUGGGGCGGGUAUCAGCGGGCUAAGCAUUGCUUAUAACUUGGCUAAGGCUGGGAAGAAGGUGGCGGUGCUCGAGGGGAAGAGCAGAGGCAGCGGGCAGACCGGUAAGACAACUGCACACAUUAUGCUAUGGAAUGACGACUACUACCACAUGCUAGAGAAGACGUGGGGUGAAGAAUGGAUGAAAAAGGUGGGAGAGAGCCACCGGGAGGCUGGGGACUUUAUUGAGAACGUCAUCAAGGAGGAGGGCUUUGACGGCGGCUACACUCGGACAACCGGGUAUCUGGUUGCCAACGACGAGGGGCCCACCACUCUGGACAUGCUGCGGAAGGAGGCGGACGCGGCCCGACGCGCGGGCUUCGAGGGUGCGGAACUGAUCGAUCUGAAGGGCGAUCGCCGGCACGGGGGGUACUUCUCGGCGAUCCGUUGGCCCGCAUCCGCGGAGAUCCAGCCGCUGAUGUACAUCAACGGACUGGCCGACGCGAUCGUGAAGCACGGCGGACACAUAUACGAGAUGACCCAGGUGUCGGACAUUGACGGUAACCGCGUGGCGACUAAGACGGGCCACUCCGUGACCGCGGACGCCGUGGUGGUCGCCACGGGCAGCCCCAUCAACCACAACUUGGCGAUUCAUUCGCGCCAGCAUGCCAUGCGCUCCUACGUCGUGGGGCUCAAGCUUGAGAAGGACUCUGUCGAGCGCGCGUCUUGGUGGGAUACGAUGACUCCCUACCACUACACCCGCGUGGAAUCGUUUGACGACCACGACGUGCUCGUGGUGGGGGGGUCCGAUCACCCCACGGGCCAACACCCCAGCGAGUACUACAAUGCGUACGCUCAGCUGGAGCAUUACGCGCGCGAACGCUGGACGCAGGCAGGGGAGACGCUCUACCGGUGGACCGGCCAGUUGAUGGAGCCUGACGACCAGUUGGCGCUGUACGGACGGGAGCCGCUCGACGUGUCGGGCUGCCACUACAUUGCCACGGGCGACAGCGGUCAGGGCAUGACGGGCGGUACUAUCGCGGGGCUGGUCAUCUCCAGCCUGAUCCUCAACGGAAACCACAAGUGGGCGGAGGUUUACAGCCCAUCUCGCAUCGCGCCCCCCAACGAGAUCACCGUUACUCAGCUCGCCGGCUCUAUCAAGACUGUCACGCAGGGUCUGGCUGAGGCUGUCCUUCCCAAGAAGCUGAACAAUGUGUCAGACGUGCGCCCCGGGGAUGGCGCCGUCAUCCAGACCGGCACCAAGCAGGUGGCCGUGUUCCGGGACGAGGACGGCAAGGCGCACACCUACUCAGCGAUUUGCCCACAUUUGAAGUGCGAGACGCAGUGGAACCCGAACGACAUGACGUUUGACUGCCCCUGCCACGGGAGUCAGUUUGACCGGUAUGGCAAGUGCAUCCAAGGCCCGGCGAAGGAGGGGCUGCAACCACUUGAGUUGUAGAAUUGAUUGAGACGUUCAGAGUGAGAGGUAUUGUAAUCUGGUACUACGCCAUUCUUGAGUUGUAAGUUUUGAUCGAGACGUUGAGGUGAGAAGCGUUGUAGGUUGGUAUUACACCAUUUUUGCAGUAGGGAAGGAUAAUCGCGGUGAGGUUAAGGAGGUGUUGUGACAGCGCAGCCAGGUGUUGCGAACCCAUUUUUGGUGCGUUGCUUUAAUGAGCACUUGUACACAUUUGAGAACUAUUGAGAGUUGGAAAAUGCAUUGGUUUGGCCGUGAAUCAUGUGUCCUGACCAGCGUACUCAUCUUCCAAUUAGUUUGUCAGUCCUCGGGUUAGAACGUCGUGAGACACACGCUCUUGUACUGAAUCGGAAUGCCUAUCUUUCCAGCCUUUUUCGGUUCAGAAGUUUUGAAAUUGCUCAGUCGAUAAUUGCAG